This is a messenger RNA of Cyprinodon variegatus (sheepshead minnow), 1844 nucleotides long. Its product is annotated as gap junction beta-4 protein-like. Bases 268 to 1083 code for a protein of 271 amino acids. Gene Ontology annotation, biological process: cell communication. NCBI's taxonomy places the organism in Eukaryota, Metazoa, Chordata, Actinopteri, Cyprinodontiformes, Cyprinodontidae. The transcript is spliced from 4 exons. The record is from RefSeq and is a predicted model, not a curated record. Gene Ontology annotation, cellular component: connexin complex.
AAACAGACAGAUCAGAACAUGUAAAGCCUUUGUGCUUUCGUGUUUUCAUGACGUCGCAGCUGCUCUGUCUGGUCCGGCUGGUUUUCUGAGGAAGGAGGCAGAAAGCAGACAACAGCAGAAAAAAGAGGAUCCAAAGAGUUUUUCCCUCUUACUGCACUUCUGGAUUUUCAUAGAUUUUUUUUACGGUGCUGUGGAGGUUUCUGCUGUUUGUGAGACGUUUGGAGACCAGUGAGAACCCGUGUGUGACUCGGAUCCAGAACCGGGAGGAUGAACUGGUCUGGACUGGAGAACCUCCUGAGUGGAGUCAACAAGUACUCCACAGCCUUCGGGAGGAUCUGGCUGUCCAUGGUCUUCGUUUUCCGUGUCCUGGUGUUUGUGGUGGCGGCCCAGAGGGUGUGGGGAGAUGAGAGCAAGGACUUUGUGUGCAACACCAGACAGCCUGGCUGUACCAACGUCUGCUAUGACCACAUCUUCCCCAUCUCCCACAUCCGCCUGUGGGCGCUGCAGCUGAUCUUCGUCACCUGCCCGUCUCUCAUGGUCAUGGCACAUGUCAAGUACCGUGAAAGUAAGGACAGGAAGUACAUGGCUCUGCACAAAGGCUCCCACCUCUAUGCCAACCCCGGCAAGAAGAGAGGUGGUCUGUGGUGGACCUAUCUAGUAAGCUUGGUCUUCAAAGCCGGAUUCGACUCGUCCUUUCUCUAUAUUCUGUUUCGGAUCUACCACGGAUACGACCUCCCCAAGCUUUCCAAGUGCUCCCUGUCUCCAUGUCCCAACACCGUGGACUGCUUCAUCAGUCGUCCCACAGAGAAGAAGAUCUUCAUGCUCUUCAUGGUGGUGUCCAGCUCCAUCUGCAUCUUCAUGUGCAUUCUAGAGAUGAUUUAUCUGAUUGGCCAGCGGAUCUUCAAAGUCAUCCACAUCCGGAAUGAGAACCAGAGGAUGGUUUUCGCUGACCAGCAUGAACUGACUAACAUCGCUCCCCCCAGGUCUCAGUACCGGAGGGCGGACCCCACCCGAGCUGACAGCCAGCUGAGUUUAAACAAGAGGGAGAAGGUGGGUGAACGGCAGAAGACUACGGUGCUGUAGCACCGAGCCGCUCCUCACUCAGACUGCUACUCAGGACCACAGACCCUCCAGAUCUAAUCGGGUUUCCUAGCCUACCGUAGUCUGUCCUCCAUCUGCUGCUGUCCGCUUUCAUUUCUGCAUCCAGUCACAGCAACUGUCCUGGAAUUUGCAGAGUCAAUGACCUGGAAGCCACCAGGCUCCACCGGCUUCACCCAGAACCUCUAACUCCAUUAAUUCCAGUCAGUCACCAGUUCCCCCAUCAGGACCGUUCUGAUCCAAAACAAGAUGGACGGAUCUCUGAAGACCCGCUGGAGGAGAACCGCAGAGUUUUAUCAAUUUAACACGCUGGUUUAUAAAGGUGUCCAGAAUUAACUCAACUGGGUUUGAGGUUUUCAAUCAGAAUCAGAACCAGUUUCUGACCCAGAACCAGCAUGGUCCUAGAGAAGGACAGAAGCUGUGCACUGGGAAGAAGCUGGUUACUCUGGCUGGUUCUGGGAACAUUCCUCAGGAUGGAAUACUGUUGGUACUGGGUCGUCCUGCAGAACCAGAGUCCAGCAUGGUUCUGGUUCUGUUAGGAUGAGCAGAACAAUGACCUCUGCUGCAUCAGGCUCUGUUCCAGGUACCGAGUCCGACCCGUUAAGCCUCAGGUAGAAAUACGCAGCUUCAGGGUUUAUGACAGAAAAUAAUAAUUAUCAGUUUAUUUAGAUCAGUGUCUGUAAAUGAGCUGAUGGAGCUGAGAUGUUCUACGGUUCAUCUCAACAAACUGCUGAGUUUUUUUCUUU